UCUACAGAGGUAUGCAUUGAAAUGUUUAUUUGACUUUCAAGCUACAAGUUAAAAAAUGGCUGAUUUGAGAAAGUAGGAAUAGAAGUAUAAUUUAUCUUAAAAACAUUGAUAUACAAACUUGUUAGUGGCCUGUUUCUUUUUCAGGAAUCUCAAUCCAUUCUUUCUUGAUCAGUCACCUGACCUGGGUCAAAGACCUUCAAAAAUACAAUUGGCCAAUCACAGUAUAGGGAGCUGCAGACUCCACCCACUGUCAGCUUGUACUGUUGUGAGGGUGGCGUGUUGGAUAAAUAUCAGCUUCGGCUCUCUGUCAGCCAGUGUUGGGCUCAUGUGGCUCAUCAUUCACCUCAGGUAACUCUUCCCUAGCCGAUUAAGAAGACAAAAGACGGUGACAUGAACAGGAAGAUGGCCGGAGACUGUAGCUACACACAAUGUUCUCCCUGGUCCCAGCCAGAGAGGAGGAGGGUCAGGGAGCGCUUCCAGGCUGCCCUGGCUGGCCUCCUUGAGCUGGAGGUUCUGAGAUACAAACACAAGAAGAUGGUGGAGGCAAUACUGAAGGACGGCAGCCCAGAUCCCCAAAGCUCAGAAAAAAGGUUCCCCCUUCAGCCACCAGGGGGUGCUCCCUUAGGGAAAGAUGGCUUCCGGGUGCCUGGUGGCAGCGGGGGGCUCAGGUUUGCACGCAGCCUCUCCCAGGAUGACAUCGAUCACCUCCGGACAGCCAGACAGCCCAAGUCACAGCUCAGUCGCUCCACGGAAAACCUGCUGCUUCACUACAGCCACAUUGACGACAGUGUCUUCCACCUGGUACUGACUGACUCCGGCUCACGGGCCAGCUCCGGCUUCUAUGACGAUGACGAGGACAGCCAAGCCGGCGCUGGGGGGUCCACCCUGUCCGGGUCACGUGCCUCUUUGGUGGGAUCUGAGGCUGUGACUUCCCCCGAACUGGAUGCAGAGACCAUCCCCUCUUGGAGGCUCCAGUGUGUCGCCAGCCUCUGCCCCGAGUCGCACUGGCAGGAUGUACGUCACAUGCUGCAGCCACAGCUGCUUCUGGAGCCCAGAUACAGAGUGGACCUGAGGACAGGCCGGAGUAGUGAGGUGUACCGGUACCCCAGCCCGCUGCAUGCAGUCGCCCUUCAGAGCCCCCUCUAUGGCCUGGACUUCAACCGGACCACACUGAACCAGGAGGAUCAUCCCGGACGCCACAUGAAAUAUCUCUCUCUGCCGACCUAUCUGUCCACCCCCCAGAAAACCACUGGUCAGCCCUCGAGUGCCGACUCGGAUCAGCGUCGCCUACAAGAACUGAUCCUCAGUCGGGCUCGGGGAUACCAUCGUAUGGACUCCACUGCCACCUUGAGGAAAUGCAAGGAAUCCAAUUCACUACUGCCUGGCCUGGCCAUGUCUACGCUUGCAGGUUUUGCUUGCAGGAGAGCUGAUAUGGGCCGGUCUUGGAGCAUUCGUUCUGAAGUUCAGGCAGGCCCUUGGAAAUUUCCUUACAGAGGCUUCUCCAGGGUUUCCAGCAGACGGGUGGUCCCUUCCGAACACGCGAAUGGGGAGUUCCGCAGGAAAGUGGGCACUCUGACCACGUUGAAGGGGAGGAAGCUUUUGAACGAUGGAGAGUCUGGGGGCGUCUUAAGGCUGCUGACUCAAAUGCAGCAAACGUCGCUUACGGCCACCUGCCAGAGCUGCCCAGGAGACGCGGUGAAGGUGCUACAGCGGCGCGGAGCUCACUUGCGGAGGGUCCAUCCCAGUAUUGGGGGGGCAAGUGUGUCCAUGGAUCCCUUGUGAAGGGCGGGGGAGGGGCAGGCAUUCUCUCCCAGGGAAGAGACAUUCUCCAUUUUGGUGCCCAGCAUCGAGACUCACAGCUGACUUCAC
Molecule: messenger RNA, 1869 nt
Organism: Brienomyrus brachyistius
Lineage: Eukaryota; Metazoa; Chordata; Actinopteri; Osteoglossiformes; Mormyridae
Product: dapper homolog 1-like
Exons: 3
Coding region: 391-1782 (463 amino acids)
Biological process (GO): negative regulation of canonical Wnt signaling pathway
Cellular component (GO): cytoplasm
Source: RefSeq, a predicted model, not a curated record